This is a messenger RNA of Drosophila miranda, 1879 nucleotides long. RefSeq lists its product as uncharacterized. Lineage: Eukaryota; Metazoa; Arthropoda; Insecta; Diptera; Drosophilidae. The coding region runs from base 529 to 1149 and encodes 206 amino acids. The transcript is spliced from 2 exons. The record is from RefSeq and is a predicted model, not a curated record.
AGCUCGGGCUGGCUCUCGGUUGGGGCUUGAUUGGCGCUUGGGCGGGGCUCGUAUGCUGUCGUCUCCCACUCCAGUUAGUCGGCAGCAGCCAGAGCAUGAGGCAGGCACCGCGCAGCUUUUUUACCCCGGCUUGUUGCUGUUCUUCCCAAAGAUCGCUGUUUUUUCGCAUAAAAGGAGACGUAAAGGAGCAGCAUAUGCAAACGAAGGGAGAAUUAAUAAUAUAUAGAGCCUAUGGUCGAAUCUCCCGUUCUCUCGCUCUCUCCCACUCAAGUGAUAAGAAAACAAUCAACAAGUUUGUUUUUAGUGUGCAAAUCAAUCAACAACGAAAACAGCAGUUGAGAAACAAAACAACCAACAAAAAAAGUAUGCGGCCUAAACACUUGAAAGGCCAAAAAGGCCCCCGCAAAACUGGCAACUGUUGAAAGCAAUUAAAAGUACGGUUAAAACCAAAACAAAACCUGAAAUAGUGGAAAUAGCACACAAAACAAAACAAAAACAACAGAAAAAAGUGAGGAAAAACGAAAGAAAAUGUCAGACCCACAGCCAAAGGAUACGGCAUUAAAGACUAAAGAUACAGCAGUUGCAACACCAGCAGCAGCAGCGGCAGCAGCUACAGGUCUGGCCACAUUGCCGCCUCCGCAAACUGCCACUGCCACAAAAACAACAACAGCAUUAACAGGGCGAAAAACUUUAACCUCCAGUCGGGCAUUCUCAUUGUUUGAUCAGAUGAAAAACGGCGUCAAUUUAAACAGUUUAACAAUUGGCGCCACAGCCACUGCCGCAGCAACAGAGCAGGCGGCAACAUCCACUGCCACAGGAUCCACACCCACAAGCACUGCCCUGCCGGCACUGGCACCGCCCCCAGUGCCCCCAGUGCAACACUCGAACAUCGAGCUGAAGCCGCCCGCCAAGCCGCCCCGUUUGUUCAGCAUGCCCAGCAGCAUUGGCAUUGUCCAGGGCACCAAAAGGGGGGCCAACGACGAUGGAACGGGUACUGCCAGUGCCGCACAGUCGCCUGCCGCAUUGGAUAUAAACGCACUCCGAUCUCAGCUGUAUCAGGGCGCCGCAGCACCACCAGGAGGAGCCGCAGGAGGCGCGAAGAUGCGGUGCCGGGAUCGAUACGAUUCGUCAGAGUCAUCCGACAGGUGAGUGAGUGAAUGAUGGAGAGGGGGGUAAUGCGGAAAUGCUGUAAAACGUAUCUGUCAGAUACAUGCAUGCAUGCAGCAAGGGGAGGAGAACUCUGAGAUGCAAUAAAUCAGUGAUGCAUUUGUCCCAAUCAGCAAUCGGGAAUCAGCGCAUGUUUAAGAUGUCCUCGUGCCGUGCCAAAUCUGUAUCUAGCAGAUACACUUGGAUUGGCUGUCUGGCUAUAAACGGAUAUGCAAAAAAACUGUAUCUGCGGGAUGUGCAGUGCCAAGACUGCACUAAAUGCGGAUACACCGAAAAUAAGUAUCUGCGAGUGAGCCAAAAGUGGCAAUCCAAAUGCCUAUGCGAUGCCAAAAGUGCCCAAAAAUAGUACUAGUACUAGGAGAGUAUCCACGAGAUACUCCGAGCCUCGCCACGAUGAGAUACUUUCGAACAAUAAUCAUUGAUAACCGAUUGAGGCAGAAUUUAUCUGGCAGUUCAACGAGCGAUUCGACAAUCGCAUCUGUGAGAUACUAGAUACGUAAACAAUCGCCGUGGCAAGUGGCCUAGCGGCACGCGCGCCAACCCCCUUAAUGGCCCUAGUAGUCAUCGGAUUGUAUAUUUAUGACUUACAGAUACACAGAUACAUUUGUAUCUUCUUGCCGCAAUGCCAACUAAUUUCCGCUCAUUAAAAAUGCGCAACGCAGCAGCAGCAGCAGAAACAAAGCAGAGCCGUAGGCGGGGGGCGAUUGCAGCG